Varroa destructor (honeybee mite) is the source of this 4014-nucleotide messenger RNA. RefSeq lists its product as uncharacterized. Gene Ontology annotation, molecular function: G protein-coupled receptor activity. NCBI's taxonomy places the organism in Eukaryota, Metazoa, Arthropoda, Arachnida, Mesostigmata, Varroidae. Gene Ontology annotation, biological process: G protein-coupled receptor signaling pathway. Gene Ontology annotation, cellular component: membrane. The record is from RefSeq and is a predicted model, not a curated record.
UACUGCCAACACCGUCGCCUUCGUCUCUCAGACGAUUACGAAGCGGCUGCAGAAGCAGUGGUUUUCUCGUGCGGCGUGAGGCGCGGCUGCGCGCCAAUCAUCGUGGCCUGCUGUCAUCGAGUCGUAGUGACGUGUGCUUUUGGUGCUCGAAGCCUGGCGCCUGUCACCGCCUGCCAACGCAACGAUGUCGUUGCCGGCCAAUGCAACGAUAGCUGCAGUUGUCAACGACAGCGGCAGAGAUGGUAGCGCCGCCGCCGCCGCCGCCGCCGCCGCCGACGCCGCCACCACAGCAUCGACCGUGGCCACGACGCUCAUCGGUAGUGAAGCCGAUGGCGAACAAGUGAAGCAAGCCGUUUACGAUUUUGCUGUGCCGCUUCUCGUGCUCGCGUGCGUUAUAUCGACAGUGUUCAAUCUACUUGUGCUCGUAUCGCUGCGCUGGCUACGGCGCGCAAUCAAUCCAACGUUGAGUUUGAGUCUAAGUUUGACUUUUGCGGAUGCUUACGCCUCGUUCAUGCUCGGACUGGGUUUCGUCGUGAACAGUUAUUUACCAUUGAAGAAUCUCGGCAUAGGCCAAUGUUUCAACCUUGUGCUCGAAGCGCUACGCCUCAGCGGCUUAGUUGCCGCCGCAUUGAACCUGCUUGCCUUGUCAUUUAACCACUAUCUAGGAAUACUUCGACCGCUACAUUAUGCGUCGACGGUGACGCGACGUAGCGCCUACAUCGGAAUAAUUCUAUUAUGGGCUGUGCCUCUAAUGCUGUUCUUUACGUAUUUUUCGAGUGUUCCAGGUCAGGGUUUUCAGUCGACAGAGUGCCAGGUUAUCGCAUUCUUGCGCCAAUCACGAUUUUCUGCUCUACUUGGCAUGAUAUUCACCGUGCCGCUCAUUGUAAUGAUGCUCAUUUACAUGCAUAUAUUCUUCAUUAUUCGACAGCACAAAAUCGGGUUGUUCGGACAGGGUGCCGUUACCACGAUGACCACUGCCCAAGGCCGGCAUGUCGUCUGCAAAAAGACGUCGUCAAAUUCGUCAGUAACAACGAGUCUAACCUCCGCAACCUGCACGCAGGCCAGCCGUCGCCUGCAGAACGUGAAGGCGGUGUAUACUACAUUACUGAUAAUCGGCACUUACCUCAUUGGUUGGAUGCCUGCCGUCUUCUUUUACGUGUUUACCUGCACCGACAGCUGCCCGUUCCCCAUAACAGAGAUUUCAUAUCGGACACGCAUCUCUGUUGGCAUUCUCGUUAACGCGCUUAUUGUACUCAAGUCGCUUGUGGAUCCAUUCAUUUAUGCCGCUCGUAUGCCUGAAGUUAGUGAAGCGCUCUAUCGGAUGUUCCGCUGCCGACCGCGAACGAGCUUCCGACACGUGCGCGGGCCUAGCUACAAUCGGCACGGCAGUAAUCACCUCAACAACUAUAAUUUUAAUCACUCAGCCCCAUACUGCCCCAAAUCGCCUCCUGGCAUUCUAGUUCGAGGUGGGAGUCAGCAAGCCGACUGCACACUGACCGGCUCACGAACCGUGUACGUCGAUCGUCCAGAGGGAAACCUGCCCGGCUCUCAAAGGGUGGCCAACUCAUUGCCCCGUGAGGACCAGUCGCCUUCCGCCUCUGCUUCAGUUAACAAUGGCCUCAACAACAACGGAUCCAUUUCGCGGCGUCAGCUGCAUGCCGCGGCGGCUACGACAGCAACUGCUGUUACUGUAACAGCAUCCGUGACAGCAGCAAACCCUCAUAAAUCUUCUUCUCCUGUUGCUGCCCACACGGCCACCGAUAACGUGACAACAAUUGCCGACGACACGAAUCGCUGCGAAAGCAAAAACUGUGUUGUUGUUGUUGCACCCAUUACAGCUACCGCUUCUGCCAACGUUAAUGAUGCUACGAGCGAUAGCUCGCUAUGUAAAAACAACACAAACUCUCAAAAUAAUGUUACUUAUGAUGACGACAAUGGUAAUAAUAAGAGCAAUUGUUAUCUGAAUGACAGCGACGCAAUUAACAGAGGCCUAGAAAACCCAAACAAAUGUCGGUGGUUCCGCAAUAGUUGUGAACAGCUGGAGGAUCACCAUGACGGCUCUUGUCAUCAGCAUCGUCUCGCGUACAACGCUUUCUGAGAUUCGCCAGGACGGCGGGAGCAACAACUGCAGCGGCUGGAUUUCAGCAUCUGCAUCAACAGAAACAGGAGGAGGAGCAGCAGCAGCAGCAAACACGCUGCUAUCGACAUCGGUAGGACGUUGCAAUCAACGACCGCUGUUGGGCGGUAGCUAUUACCCCUGCGGCGGUGAGCAGCACCAGCCCAAAUGGCUCGUAAUGGUAGUUGCCCACACGCCCGUGUUUGCAGUUAAGAUUAAAUUAUAACGACACCCAAUUGCGAUUGCGGCCACCUGACUCAUGCGUCGCUUUCGAAGUCUGUUAGGACGCUCGUGGCCUAAAAAGGCCCAAGAAAUCUUUGCCUCGAAGGAUACACAUCGAUUAUGAUAAUAGCCACCCAAGAGGGAUGUAAAUAAUAACAGUAAUAGUGUGAUUCGCGUAUGACGACCGUACGCCAACUUCCAGCAUCUGUCCGCCGUCAACGGUCUGAUCAUGCUCUGCGUUUGUUGUUAGUCCGAACUAAGAUAUUCAUAAAGACGUAAGAAGCUUCUGCGUAAGGUAGCAGGAGAACUUAUCAGGUUUACCACAAGGCUCUUUGGCUUGUUAAUGGAUACACACUGUAUCUUUGGGUACGGAGAUUAUGAUGGUGGACCUCGAAGUGGAAUCUCUAUAGCAGACAGAGAGAAGAAAAGAAACAGACAUCGUACGCCGAUAGUGUUUGGGAGGCUCGUUACGCGGAUAUACUGAUAUUUAUAUGAUGUAAUGGCGGUCCCAGCCAGCACCGUAGCGCUACUUAUAGACUCUGCUGAUUGUAUAAUAGCAUGUAUAUAAACGAACGAUUCGUAAUUAGAAUAAAAUACAUUUUAUGAGGAAAAAAAUAUGGUAAAACUCGACAGGUGGAUAGAUUAUAAGAGGUUAAUCAAGGUUCAGGUUCAUCAAAUAGCGUGGCAAACUCUUCAGCCCGACGAAUCACUGAAAAUAUAGUGACACAGCGUUAACGCUUGCCAGAACUUAGAAACAAAGAACAAAUUCUGGGCGAACAUAACGCAUUAUUAUCUAAAGUUCAUGAUAUCCAAAUUCACUGGACCAAAGGAUAAACAAGUCGGUGGUAGAAGGGUCUCCGCGUGUUGAUGACGACCUUGAGAAUGACUUUGUACGACAAAGUUAUCAACGAAAAACAUCUUGAAGAGGAAUGCUUCGCCUUUUCACUACUUCGUUUUUAUUUUGCUUCGUUUGAAUAUAGGAAAAUAUCUUUAUGGAGAAACCCAUAUAGCUUUUGUGAAUCAAAGCCAAGACAGUAAAAUGUACCGUUUGCACAAAAUUGAACUUGUCUAUGACAACGUUACCGGAAGCUAACCUACUGAGUAGGCGCAUAGGAGCCCUAUGAGGCCAUACAUAUCGCUUAAAAUUAGCAGAAAUAGAGCACAACUCCCACUAAAUUUCCCGGCUUUACUAAAUAAAAUAAACCAGACAGCAAUUUGCGGUCCCAACAAAACAAUCCAUUGAGUCACUAUUGCCAUUGAACAUCUAUCAAGCACAUUUUUCGAUAAUAUGUAAAACCCAAACAAAAGCACAGACAAAAGGUCCAUUUCAGUGAAAGAGGCUCGACAUUACUCUGACCACUUGCCAGCGCUGAGUAAAGAGCCACCCUUUGUGGGCUUUUGACCAAUGAAAUUCGUGUAUAGCCUCUGUCUAUGACGAGUCUAUAGUGUCUCAGGCCAUGUUACCUGUGAUUACACGGCAGUGUGACACACGCAAGCGCACAAGGCUUCCUCACUUGAGUCGGCCCAUCUAAAUAGUGUGCUAGCGAUGAUCUUUUGCUUUAUAAAGGGAUUACUUUCCCAGUUCAUAAAACGCUCGAAGGCUCUUGACAUUGAAGGAACUCAAAUUCCUCUAUUUUUCUCCUAAGAAGAUAUUCGUUCUUCAUUUUAUGCUAGAC